CCCGCCUCACGUGCGUGCGACUGUGCGGGACUCUGUUUCUCUUCAGAGCGGUCUGUAAGCUUGGCCAUGCGUGCUUGUCUGUCGCGAGCACCCGCAGCAUCAGCAACACAAAGAGGGUCGAAGAGCUGUAGAUUGGAGAUACAAGGCGCCGCGCCCGCAACUUCAAGGCGGAUUUGCGGGGAAACAAGAUCACUUAAAAGCCACAGAGUGAGGAAGCAGCAGCAGCAGCAACACCGCUGGCCUGGGUAAAACAGACAGGCAUUGUGCAGAAGGGCAGACCGAUGUUUCCUAAGGUUUUUCUGCAGUGGUGCGCAGCCCUGUCAAGUUGUGCCGCUAAAAUAGGUCUGGAGCAACAAAGUGCUUCCCUUCUGAGUUAACACAUUAUCCACAGCUGCAGUAAGGGAAGGAGAGGAGGAGGAGAGAGCCAGAGGGAGAGAAUACUGUGACUACAAGGUGUGCCGAUACCAUGGCUACGGACGCCAGAGAAACUCAUUUAGAGGUAACCGUAUCCGAAAGCCCAGAUAGGCGAGGGCAGGGCAAAUUCCAGCCAUUCCGACGCCUGUUUGGGAAGAGGAAGAAGAGGGAGGCAGCGGAGAGGGGCUUUGAUGCAGUAGAGCUGAAGGCUAGCUUCUCCACAGGGGAAGUGUGCAACGGAGUAGUCUCAGAUGAUGAGGAGACCAAUCAACAUCUGAGAGAGCUGAACCCCAUUGGGUCCCGAGCCCUCUCCCACGACAGUGUGUUUAUCCCAGAGGAAGCAGUACAGGAGCCCAGCCCAGAACAUACCAUGUCCCAGGAAAACGUCUCCGAUAAAGUCAGGAAUCUGCAGAGGCAGAUAGCACAGAAUAUCAAGUUUGGCCAGAGGCCCCCCUCUCUGAGGAAGAGUGAGGGAGACGAGGGCAGCUCAGAUGAAGAGGAGGUACCCAGGAGCCCCCUGAAGGUCUUAGCCCAGGUGGAGGCUGAACCAGUGGACACAGAGCCAAAGGGGGCCAGCCAGAGCCAAGGGCCCAGCCAGAGCCAAGGAGCUCCCCAGGCCGGGACUCCCAGUACUCCAGUGAAAUCUCCUAGGUCCAAACGAGUUCUUCCAGCCACCGGCACCAUCGAGUCCAUCGACCUGGACGGAGUCCCACAGUCUGUCCCUAGACUGGACAACACCGCUGCCAAGCAUAAGCUGUCUGUCAAACCCAAAAACCAGAGGAUCUCCCGCAAGCACCGCCGAUUCACACAGGAUUUGCAAGAGGUGGAUAUCCCUGGCAUACUGCAGGAGGAGACAGACGCAGCCGACGUCCAAUACAGGACCGCUGAGGAAGAGACACCCCCAGAGAAAACCAAGAAGCAGAAACUGCAGGAGGACGAGAGACAGGAGUCCAGGAGGAAUAGAGAGCUGGCAGAACAAAGGCACAGAGAGGAAGAAGAGGAUAGGAAGAAGAAAGCAGAGGAGUGGAGGAUGCGUGAGUUAGAAGAGGAGAGAUGUCGCCAACAAGAGGAGGAACUUAUACGUAAAGAUGAGGAGGAAAGGAGGCAGAGAGAGGAGAUGGAGAGGAGGAUGAAAGAAGAAGAGGAAAGGAGGAUUAGGGAGGAGGAGGAAACUAGGCAGAGAGAGCUGGAGGAGAUGAGAAUUAGAGAGGAAGAAGAGAGGAUGCAGAGAGAAGAAGAGAGAAGGAUGAGGGAGGAAUUGGAGCUUAUGCAGCAAGAGGAGGAGGAGAGGACACUGGAGGAAGAGAAAAGGAAGAAAGAGGAAGAGGAAAGAAGGACGAAAGAGGAAGAGGAGAGGAAGCAGCGCGAACUGGAGGCAGAGUGUCUCCGUGUAGAGGAGGAAAAGAGACUGAAAGAGGCAGAAGAAGAGGAGGAAAGGAAGAAAAAGCAGGUGGAAGAAAAGAGAAAACUGCUUGCAGAGGAGGAGGAGGAGAAAAGACUGUGUGCAGAAGUGGCUGCGAGCAGCUCUGACCCUGAGAGGAAGAGGAGGGCGGAGGAGGUGCGCUGGAGAGAGAUGGAGGAGAGACAGAGGCCGUUCACCUUCAAAGUGUCCUCUGGGGAGAAGCAGAUCCUGUUCCAGAAGGUCAAUCUGACGCCUGUUACGCCGGCCUCCAGCCAGCAGAGGGGCACUGUGGCUGAACAUAGAGAGGGAGCCAAGGCCUCGUCCCCUGGAGGAGCUGACUCCCCCACCCUCCCGUCCUCUCAGUAUGUCCCCCACACAGCCAUCCUGGUGACGGGUGCCCAGCUCUGUGGGACUGCUGUCAACCUGGACCAUAUCAAAGAAACCGCUUGUAAGUCUCUCCUGGGUCUGGCUGAUGAAAAGAAAGCUGCCAUGGGCACCCCACCAUCAACCAAGAGCAAGACAUCACCAGACCGCAAGUCUGGGAAAACCAAAUCCCUCAGCGAGUCCACAGACCAGUCCAGUGCAGCCGUCCUUGCAGAGUGGGCCAGUAUCCGCUCCAAGAUAUUCAAGGGGGCGGAGGAGGGGAAGUAUGAGGAAUACCCACACCCCCAGAGCCAGAGCCGACCCAGCAGUGAGGACCAGAGUCCGUUCCCCCAUAGCAACCUCAGGAAGACCAUGUCCGCCAGCGCCAAGUUCUCCAUCACCCCGGCCAGGAAGAAGUUUGCCGACUCCAACAGGAACUCUGAGGUGUUGAGUCCGGAAGAGAAGGAAGGAGGAAGGCCAGCGUUUGCUCUCUCCGACACCUUCUUCAGCACCUCUGUUCCCCCUGCAGCUUCACCGGCCCCAGGCAGCAAGGCCCAGAGCCGGGGCGGUAAGACUGUCCGGAUUGCAGACGGAACAGGGGAGUGCAUGUUUGCCAAAGACCUCCCAUCUUUCAUAGUCCCCAGCUCUUCCCAGGGCUCCCCCAGACCCGAGGGCUCUGAGACAGAUUCUGGGAGCCUGGGAGGAGAAUCAGAGGACUUUGAUGGCCGGGAGGAGGGGGAGGAGAAGGGCCAGCCAUCUCCGUUUGGGAUCAAGCUGAGGAGGACCAACUACUCUCUCCGCUUCCACAGUGAUCAGUCGACAGACAAGAGGAAGAAGAGGUACAGUGCCGGCGACAGCUUCGACGGGGUCCCCUCACCUCUGACCCCCAUUGACCCUGACUCUGACGCCUCAGUGUUCUCUAAUAGGUCCAGCCCUUCGUCUCCACUCAGAGAGAGCAUUACUGGGGUCAAGCCUGGACAUGUGAUUGUAUCUCUUCCAGAGCCACGGGCCAAAGCAGGCAAGUCUCCCACCCCUUCCAUGCACAGCGAGGGGGAGAAGCUGCUGUCCAAACCCUCACUCUACCAGAGACCCAGCACAUCCCCUAAACCUGCAACCCCUCCCCCCUCUCCGCUCCCCAAAGUGGGCAGAGGGAGUCCCAGUGACGUAGUGGUCCAGAGGAGCUGGGUGGGGGCUGAUUCAGUUGGCCAUGAGGAGCGAGGUGAGAGGAGGAGGGAGGAGACAUCAGCUGUGGCCCAGCUCCACAGGAACGGCCAGGGACAGAGCCAGGGCCAGGGGGAGGAGGAGCCCAAGGAGAAGAGGUCCUUCUUCCCCUCCAUCAGUAUCCCCUGGAGGGAGAAGGCUGACAGGAAGACGGAGCUCAUCAGGAGAGAGGGGAAGCCAUCACUACAGAGCAGGCACUCGUUGGACAGUGCGCGGGUCCAGGACAAGGAGUUGGGUCCUCUGUGGAUCACGCUGGCGUUGCAGAAACAGAAAGGCUUCAGGGAGCAGCAGCAGAGCCGAGACCAACGCCGCAGCCACAGAGAGGCCAAACUGCCUGACAAACAAGCCAAGGACAAAGACAGCGGUGUGUUGCUUAGUCCUAUGGAGGGUAAGGGGAGUGGAAACACCAGCCCUCCCAAACCACAAACACCAGAGGAGGCCAAGAGACCAGACACCCUCCUGGGCCGCUUAGAGCGCCGGGACCUCCUGAAGAAAGCCAACACCCUGCCCAGCUCUGUCACAGUUGAGAUUGCAGACUCCACUCCAUCACCCCCUGCAGUGAAGGAGUUGACCAAGCGCUUCCUGUCCAAUGACUCUCCCCAGGUGUCCACUGAGCCGGCCUGGCUGGCUCUGGCCAAGCGCAAGGCUAAAGCCUGGAGUGACUGCCCUCAGAUCAUCAAAUAACCUCCUCUCUAACCUCUACACUGCAUCAGUACUGUACACACACACUGCCCAUGAACUAUGACCCCUGUCCCAAACCAACCCCUGACCUCUCUGCUCUGCACCUGAUCUGUCCCUGCAUUCUAACCUCAGCCCCCAGACCAAGUCAUUCUCCUCCCAUGCCACAAUAACCAUGCACUUGUAUGAUUGUCAAAAGUGUUUCACAUUCAUAAUAUAAAUAUAAUCACACAUUUACAAACAUGAACACUCAGUUCAAGCAUGCACUUAUACGAACACAUGAACACAAACUCAAUUUUUUUUCAAGAUUACCUGGCUGUAUACUAUCAACUAUAUAAUAUCUUCCAACAAGUCAAAAGAUCCUACAGCAGCCAAUCAUGGCCAUUGCAAUUGCCAAUCCCAACCCUUCCUUCCCUUCAGUAGCCAAUCAAAGCACCACAGCUGUAAAUAGAUCAUGCACUAAACAUAAUACAAGAUAAAAAUGCUAUGUAGUGGAAAGCUGAGUCCCACAGGUCUGAAAAAUGAUAUAGAUUCUUCAUUCAAGGGUACUUUGGGAAGAGUGUUUUAAGGGCUACCAGUAGCCAAUAACCCAACAUGACAGAUGAUCAAAAAUAUUUCAUUAUCUCGUGGGGAUUAUUUCAAGCACUGGUUUUAACAAUGUUGAAACAAUAUAUUUGUCAUCUCUGAGCCUUGUCUGCGAUGUACAGAAGAAGCUUCUUUUUUACUUGUAUUCAAAAGCAGUACUUAGUGUAUAACUAUUCUCACUGUGUCCGUGAUGACUGUGACAGCUGUCAAAGAUGCUAUAUUGUAAAAAAUACAUUGCCAUGACAAAGUUGUUUGAAUCUCACCGCAGUUUGUAAAAUAACACUAGAUCUGUCAUAAUCAAAUGUCGACUGCACUGAAACACAUCAUUAAAGACCAGUGUCAGGCGGUUGUGAAUUGCACAGUAUUCUUACCACUCUAAUUGUGUCCUGUAUUUUGCUUUGCUAUGGAAAGAGAAACUACCUGCUGUAACAUACAUUCUCCCUUGUGCUCGAGUCACCACUAAUGUGAUGAUCUAUAAUAAGGCCUUUACAUUCUCCUCCAGCAUUUGGAAAGUCACAUUCUGUGAAUCCCAUCUUGGGAUAAGCUAAAGCUAUAUCACAUCCUCUUCAUUUUCCUCAAUGUCAUGUGAACCAACCAGCCUUGCUCUGAGAACAUCUGCUGGGCUGUCUGUUGAUGACGGACAUCCUAUGGAUAUUUCUCCCAUCACUACCUUGCUCUCUACUCAAUGUAAAGAGCUGUAUGUAUGUUGUUCGAGGCGGUUUUACCAGGACGUUGGUCAAAAAGAGGCCCCUAAGGCUCAGUCACUUUGGCAUUUUUGUUUAACUUUGGUUGUGUGCAAUAGUGUAGUGUACACAGUGUUGUAUGUAACAAAAUUGUUUGGUAAUAAUUGCACUUUUUUGUCCCACUUAAAGGGUAUUCAUGAGAACAUCUUAAAGAGACGCAAAUGUUAUGAAUUAAAUACUGUCUGAACUCAAA
Coregonus clupeaformis (lake whitefish) is the source of this 5599-nucleotide messenger RNA. It is a transcript of the gene cracd, whose product is annotated as capping protein inhibiting regulator of actin dynamics. Gene Ontology annotation, biological process: maintenance of gastrointestinal epithelium; negative regulation of barbed-end actin filament capping. Lineage: Eukaryota; Metazoa; Chordata; Actinopteri; Salmoniformes; Salmonidae. The transcript is spliced from 12 exons. The coding region runs from base 467 to 4084 and encodes 1205 amino acids. The record is from RefSeq and is a predicted model, not a curated record.